This is a messenger RNA of Atta colombica, 665 nucleotides long. RefSeq lists its product as uncharacterized. The transcript is spliced from 3 exons. The record is from RefSeq and is a predicted model, not a curated record. The coding region runs from base 19 to 597 and encodes 192 amino acids. NCBI's taxonomy places the organism in Eukaryota, Metazoa, Arthropoda, Insecta, Hymenoptera, Formicidae. Gene Ontology annotation, cellular component: site of double-strand break. Gene Ontology annotation, biological process: reciprocal meiotic recombination.
CCAUUGAUUCAUGAUUGGAUGGAACAUCUUCAGCAAACUAUGAGAAAACAGGAGCAAGAACAGAUUGCUAAUGCAACUGAUUUUGCCAUGCCAUUUAUAGCGAUUCCAGCAUCUACUAUGAAAGCUGCUUUCAAGAUAGCGGAAUAUUUGGAGUUAGAGCCAAAUGUCAAGUAUAUGGCUGUUGAACUGUACGACAGAUUCAUGUGUAAACACUUUUGGGAGCUUUUUAAGACUGAGUUUGUAAAUGAUCCAUCUGAAGCAUCAUGGUUUAAAAUUUGCAAGAAAAUUUCUAAUCAAACAAAAUUAAAUCUAAUGUCAUGUUUUCAAUUGGCGUGCAAAAUGGAUUCUCAUUCCAGUAUUUUAGGAAUACCGCAAAUUCUUAAUAUUUUAUAUCUGAUUGACAAAGAAUCUGAAUAUACGCGAAACAUGAUUUCCUCUUCGGAAAUUAAAGUUUUCAAAACAGUAGGAUUUACAAUGCCCCUUUACACACCAUUGCACUGUAUCGAAAUUCUUCUGGCAGCGACAGGUCUCGGAGAAACACCAAAUACGUUUAACAUUUCGAUAGAUUUAUUGGAUUUGGCUUAUCUAAAGGUUUAGACAUUAUCUAAUUUAUUUCUUCAUACAAUUGACAUUUAUACAAUACAUAUUUCACUAAAUUGUACAUA